Molecule: messenger RNA, 2462 nt
Organism: Manis pentadactyla (Chinese pangolin)
Lineage: Eukaryota; Metazoa; Chordata; Mammalia; Pholidota; Manidae
Gene: NDNF
Product: neuron derived neurotrophic factor
Exons: 4
Coding region: 133-1839 (568 amino acids)
Biological process (GO): extracellular matrix organization
Molecular function (GO): protein binding
Source: RefSeq, a predicted model, not a curated record
CGAGUCCCUUCGGUUCCUGAGUUCUGGUGCUUAGCAUCUUGGCGAGAGCGGGGACGUGGACUGUUUUGCACACCGCAAUUUGGGAGGGAUUUUUUUCUCUUCUCCCCAAGGAAAAACAGACUUUUUUAAAGGAUGAUGCCUCUCCACUGGUGUCUGCUGUGGCUGCUGUUACCACUUAGCUCAAGGACCCAAAAGUUACCCACACGAGAUGAAGAACUUUUUCAGAUGCAGAUCCGGGACAAGGCAUUUUUCCAUGAUUCAUCAGUAAUUCCAGAUGGAGCUGAAAUUAGCAGUUAUCUCUUUAGAGACACACCUAAAAGGUAUUUCUUUGUGGUGGAAGAAGACAAUACUCCGUUAUCAGUCACAGUGACUCCCUGUGACGCGCCGUUAGAGUGGAAGCUGAGUCUCCAGGAGCUGCCAGAGGAGGCAAGCGGCGACGGCUCAGGUAACCCCGAACCUCUGGAGGAGCAGAAGCAGCAGGUCAUUAAUGAGGCAGGCACCGAGUUAUUCUCCUACAAAGGCAACGAUGUGGAGUAUUUUAUAUCUUCUAGUUCGCCAUCUGGUCUCUACCAGUUGGAACUUCUUUCAACAGAGAAAGACACACAUUUCAAAGUCUAUGCCACCACAACUCCCGAGUCUGAUCAGCCCUACCCGGAAUUGCCUUAUGACCCAAGAGUAGAUGUGACGUCCCUGGGGCGCACCACAGUCACGCUGGCCUGGAAACCAAGCCCCACAGCCUCUCUGCUGAAGCAGCCCAUUCAGUACUGUGUGGUCAUCAACAAAGAGCACAAUUUCAAAAGCCUUUGUGCUGUAGAAGCAAAGCUGAGCGCAGAUGACGCUUUUAUGAUGGCACCCAAACCUGGUCUGGACUUCAGCCCCUUCGACUUCGCCCACUUUGGGUUUGCUUCGGAUACUUCGGGGAAAGAACGCAGCUUCCUGGCAAAGCCUCCUCCCAAACUGGGGCGCCAUGUGUAUGCUAGGCCCAAGGUGGACAUCCAGCAGAUCUGCAUAGGAAACAAGAACAUCUUCACGGUGUCGGACCUGAAACCAGACACGCAGUUCUAUUUUGACGUCUUCGUGGUCAACAGCCGUAGCAACACAAGCACCGCCUACGUGGGCACCUUCGCCAGGACCAAGCAGGAGGCCAAGCAGAAGACGCUGGAGCUCAAAGAUGGGAAAGUUGCAGAUGUAUUCAUUAAGAGGAAGGGAGCAAAGUUUUUACGAUUUGCUCCAGUUUCUUCUCACCAGAAAGUCACCUUCUUCAUUCACUCCUGUCUGGAAGCCAUCCAAAUCCAAGUCAGAAGAGAUGGGAAACUUCUUCUGUCCCAGAAUGUGGAAGGCAUACGGCAGUUUCAGCUGAGGGGGAAACCUAAGGCAAAGUAUCUCAUCCGACUGAAAGGAAACAAGAAAGGGGCCUCCAUGUUAAAAAUACUAGCUGCCACAAGGCCCAGCAAGCAGUCAUUUCCUGCCCUCCCCGAAGACACAAGGAUCAAAGCCUUUGACAAGCUCCGCACCUGCUCUUCGGCCACCGUGGCUUGGCUGGGCACUCAGGAAAGGAACAAGUUCUGCAUCUACAAAAAGGAAGUGGCUGAAAACUACAAUGAAGACCAGAAGAAGAGAGAACAAAACCAGUGCCUAGGACCGGAGACAAGGAAGAAAUCGGAAAAGGUCCUCUGUAAAUAUUUCCACAGUCAAAACCUGCAGAAAGCAGUAACCACAGAAACAAUUAAGGGUCUUCAGCCUGGAAAAUCUUACCUACUGGAUGUUUAUGUCAUAGGACAUGGGGGCCACUCUGUGAAGUAUCAGAGUAAAGUCGUGAAAACCAGAAAGUUCUGUUAGUUUCCUUGUACAGAAUGAUGUGACAUAAAACUCCAGAAGAGACAUUAAAUCCCUUUAAGUAUAAACUGAGCACUCCCACAACUGAGAGAAGUUGUGACCUAUACCUGUUCUGUGGAAGGAAGGAUAUCAACUAGUGUUCUCUGAUGUUUGUACGAGUAACUGUUGGAGGACACUUGCCCUAGUGUGCGCCAGUGGUACCUAGUGUGUGAGGCCCACUGAUGUCAAACAUAGAGGACAUUUAGAAGGAGCUGCCAUCCCUUGCUUUGACCACUGCAUGAACUGCUUCUAAAUUAUUUUAUUACCUAAAAAUUUAAAAUAUGCCAUUCAUUGCACACAUCCACAAAUGCAAAUCUUUCCUCUCUGUAGAUGCUAGGAUAUAUAUAAAUUAUUUUAUAAAGUCUUGUUUUAAAUGUCAGUGUUUCUAUGAUUGUAAACUAUUAAAUUCUUCUCCUGUUAAAGUACAGAUAUAAUCUAAAUAUAUUAAGUGGAUGGUCCUCUAGUCAGUUAUGUUGCAUUGUAAAUUCUUAUCUGUUGAGUAAAAUGUUUAAAUACUGUAUGUAUCUCAUGUACAAAGUUGACAUACAUUAUAUUCCUGUACAUAAAAUUAAAGAUAUUAGAUUAUA